GCCGAGUAUUUACUCCCAGUUUCUCGAAUCGCACAAAAUACGGACAAGGAAGACGGCUCCAAGUUCAGCACGUGAAGAACGUCGUUGCUGAGCGCUUCCCCAAAGUGCGUGGCUAGAUCCUGUGAGAAUACGUGUUCUCCGUCUCCCGCUGCCUAUGUGUCAAAGGAACGAGAGCCUGACGUUUAUCUUCGUCAUAGCUACGUUUCUCACAGUCAUAGUUCAAUGCUCCAACACGGGUAAGGCGUAUUCCGUCGAUGCAUCCGGUUCAUCUCAUCAUGCAGGCGCGAUACGUGUCGUGGCCAGUAAGAUAUUUGCUUGGAGUUCAGAUGAUGACGUAGCUCUUGAAAUGACAGGUGUGAUCCUCCCAUCACUCUCUUGGAUAUGGCCUAGAUACUGGGCGUGGAAGGAUAUUCGAGUCUUUGGUAGUUCUCUCGCUUGGUUGGGUGCACGCAAUGUAUUGGUGAACUUACACAAAUAGGGUGAUCUGCAGAUUCCUGGCUCGACUUCGAAAAGGCUGGGCGGUGAAAAGGCGGUUAACGGUUAAAUGUGCGCUUUAUGAAGUCUUGGAAAUGAAU
Messenger RNA from Dothidotthia symphoricarpi CBS 119687, 575 nucleotides. RefSeq lists its product as uncharacterized. Lineage: Eukaryota; Fungi; Ascomycota; Dothideomycetes; Pleosporales; Dothidotthiaceae. The record is from RefSeq and is a predicted model, not a curated record. Bases 155 to 478 code for a protein of 107 amino acids. The transcript has a single exon.